AUGUAUAAAACAUCAGCCACUGGACUGAGGGAACAAAUAAAAACGAAAACCAACACCGCAAAUAAUGUUGCUGAGUAUUCACAACAAAAUGCUGGACAAUCGAGCAAAAAUCAUAUUGGCGGGAGUAUGGCGACGACGACAAAUCUGCAACAGCAGCAGCGUAAUAUGAAUAAAAAGCUACCCGAAAUGAAUGCCAAGGGCAUGACAAAUAAUGUUAUGCCACCACCCAAAAGUACCAGCACCGUGUCAAGGAAUAAUGUGGCUGCUGCCACAACAUCGAAAAUGUGUUCAACUGCUUCUUCUGCUCCAAAGGUGGUGGGUGAAACAUGGAAGAAACCCACCAAUCCUGUUAACACUGCUGGAUCUAAGUUACAAAACAAGGAGAAUUUGGCCGGAGGGGAGAUGAAACAGGAAAAUGGUAAAUCAAAUAAACCACAAUUAAACAAAGAACAAGAUGUGGUGGCAUCCAGUUCAACAUCAUCCUCGGCGGAGGAUCAACAAAAGACUGAAAUGAAAAAGGAUAGUAAAAAAGUCUGGUCUCUAUCUAAUUUCGAUAUUGGACGCCCUUUGGGUCGUGGCAAAUUUGGCAAUGUAUAUUUGGCCAGAGAAAAAGAAUCCAAAUUUGUGGUGGCCCUUAAGGUGUUGUUCAAACAGCAAAUACACGAAUCCAAUGUCGAACAUCAAGUUAGACGAGAGAUUGAGAUACAAUCUCAUCUAAGACAUCCUCACAUAUUACGUUUGUACGGGUAUUUUCAUGAUGAGGCGCGUAUUUACUUGAUAUUGGAAUAUGCCCCAAAGGGUACCUUGUUCAAGGAGCUGCAAGCUCAACCGCUGAAACGUUUUGAGGAGAGACAAUCGGCAAUUUAUAUCAAGUCCCUGGCAUCGGCAUUGCAAUAUCUACACGAACGUGAUGUCAUACAUCGUGAUAUUAAACCGGAAAAUUUAUUGCUCGGACAUAAGGGCGAUUUGAAAAUUGCCGAUUUUGGUUGGUCUGUGCAUGAGCCGAAUUCAAUGCGAACCACCUUGUGCGGUACACUGGAUUAUUUGCCACCCGAAAUGGUCCAGGGUAAACCGCACACCAAAAAUGUUGAUCUCUGGAGUUUGGGUGUGUUGUGCUAUGAGUUGUUGGUGGGAAGGGCUCCCUUUUUGGCCACCGAAUAUGAUGAUACAUAUAAGAAGAUUAUAAAAGUCGAUUAUAAGCUACCCGAUCAUGUGACAAAGGCAGCGGCCCAUUUCAUAUCGAAACUGUUGGUAUUGAAUCCGCAACAACGUUUGCCAUUGGAUCAGGUAUUAAUACAUCCAUGGAUUUUGGCUCAUACCCAGUGA
This is a messenger RNA of Musca vetustissima, 1326 nucleotides long. RefSeq names its product aurora kinase C (gene aurA). The record is from RefSeq and is a predicted model, not a curated record. Gene Ontology annotation, cellular component: spindle midzone; spindle pole centrosome; chromosome passenger complex. NCBI's taxonomy places the organism in Eukaryota, Metazoa, Arthropoda, Insecta, Diptera, Muscidae. The transcript is spliced from 3 exons. Gene Ontology annotation, biological process: regulation of cytokinesis; protein phosphorylation; mitotic spindle organization. Gene Ontology annotation, molecular function: ATP binding; protein kinase activity. The coding region runs from base 1 to 1326 and encodes 441 amino acids.